AACUACUACCCCUCUAUUCCCCCACCACUCAACAUCAAGCAAUCAUGUCGUCUGGUGGAGAGACUUUCGGCUUUGCCGCCGACAUCAGCCAGCUGCUGGACUUGAUCAUCAACACCUUCUACAGCAACAAGGAGAUUUUCCUUCGUGAGCUUAUCUCGAACGCCUCGGAUGCGCUCGACAAGGUCAGGUAUGGUGCCCUUACCGACCCCUCGAUUCUCGAGACGGAGAAGGACCUCUACAUCCGCAUCACGCCCGACAAGGAGAACAAGGUCCUCUCUAUCCGAGACACGGGCGUGGGCAUGACCAAGGCUGACCUGGUCAACAACAUUGGCACAAUCGCCAAGUCGGGCACCAAGGCCUUCAUGGAGGCUCUCUCUUCGGGUGCCGACAUCAGCAUGAUUGGCCAGUUCGGCGUCGGCUUCUACUCUGCCUACCUCGUCGCCGACAAGGUUACGCUCAUCACCAAGCACAACGACGACGAGCAGUACAUCUGGGAGUCCGCUGCCGGAGGCACUUUCACCAUCACACCUGACACCGUCAACCCGCCCAUCACCCGAGGCACGGAGCUGCGGCUGUACCUCAAGGAGGACCAGCUCGACUACCUCGAGGAGAAGCGGAUCAAGGAGAUUGUCAAGAAGCACUCCGAGUUCAUUUCUUACCCCAUCCAGCUCGUCACCACCAAGGAAGUCGAGAAGGAAGUCGAGGAGGAGGAGACGCACGACGAGGACAAGAAGAUUGAGGAGGUCGAGGACGAGGAUGGGAACAAGAAGGAGAAGAAGAAGGUCAAGUCGCUCGAGACUUCCAACGAAGAGCUCAACAAGACCAAGCCCAUUUGGACGCGUGACCCUAAGAACAUCACUCAGGAGGAGUACGCCAGCUUCUACAAGAGCCUCACCAACGACUGGGAGGACCACCUUGCCGUCAAGCACUUCAGCGUCGAGGGUCAGCUCGAGUUCAAGGCUUUGCUCUACAUUCCCAAGCGAGCACCGUUCGACCUCUUUGAGACCAAGAAGAAGCGCAGCAGCAUUAAGCUCUACGUCCGACGAGUCUUCAUCUCUGACGACGCCGAGGAGAUCAUCCCCGAGUACCUCAACUUCAUCAAAGGUGUUGUCGACUCGGAGGAUCUUCCUCUCAACAUCUCGCGUGAGACGCUGCAGCAGAACAAGAUUCUCAAGGUCAUCCGCAAGAACGUCGUCAAGCGGUCGCUCGAGCUCAUUUCGGAGAUUGCCGAGGACAAGGAGAACUACGCCAAGUUCUGGGAGGCAUUUGGCAAGAACCUCAAGCUCGGAAUUCACGAGGACUCUGCCAACCGCAGCAAGCUCGCCGAGUUCCUCCGAUUCCCCUCGACCAAGAGCGGCGAUGAACUGACGAGCCUCGACGACUACGUUACGCGCAUGCCCGAGGUCCAGAAGAACAUCUACUACCUCACUGGCGAGAGCAUGGCUUCGGUCAAGGACUCGCCCUUCCUCGAGCAGCUUAAGAAGAAGAACUUCGAGGUUCUUCUCAUGGUGGACCCCAUCGAUGAGUACGCAUGCCAGGCUCUCAAGGACUUCAAGGACAAGAAGCUCGUCUGCGUCACCAAGGAAGGCCUCGAGCUCGAGGAGACCGAAGAGGAGAAGAAGGCCCGCGAGGAAGAGGCCAAGAAGUUCGAGGAGCUCUGCUCGGCCAUGAAGGAGAUCCUCGGCGAGCGAGUCGAGAAGGUUGUUGUCUCGAACCGAAUCGUUGGCUCGCCUUGCGUCAUUGUCACGGGCCAGUACUCGUGGUCUGCCAACCUGGAGCGAAUCAUGAAGGCACAGGCACUGCGAGACAGCUCCAUGUCGCAGUACAUGGCCUCGAAGAAGACCCUCGAGAUCAACCCCGCCAACGCCAUUGUCAAGGAGCUUGGCCGGAAAGUGUCGCAGGACAAGAACGACUCGACGCUCAAGGACCUCGUCAACCUGCUCUUCGACACCUCGCUCCUCACCGGUGGCUUCACCCUCGAGAACCCAUCGGACUUUGCCGGCCGUCUUUACAAGCUCAUCUCGCUCGGUCUCUCGAUCGAGGACGAGCCCAUUGCAGAGGUUUCGGCUGCCGACGACGACAAGGCCGAGGCCAGCGGUGCGGGCGAGUCGCAGAUGGAGGCCAUUGACUAGAUAGAUGCUCGGUUCCGGUUCUAGCUUGAGUCUUUUCUCUGUCGAUGCUACAUAAAAAGAUGAUGU
Acaromyces ingoldii is the source of this 2198-nucleotide messenger RNA. Its product is annotated as putative heat shock protein 80. NCBI's taxonomy places the organism in Eukaryota, Fungi, Basidiomycota, Exobasidiomycetes, Exobasidiales, Cryptobasidiaceae. Gene Ontology annotation, biological process: cellular response to heat; protein folding; protein stabilization. Gene Ontology annotation, molecular function: ATP binding; ATP-dependent protein folding chaperone; ATP hydrolysis activity. The record is from RefSeq and is a predicted model, not a curated record. The coding region runs from base 45 to 2132 and encodes 695 amino acids. The transcript has 2 exons. Gene Ontology annotation, cellular component: perinuclear region of cytoplasm; cytosol; plasma membrane.